Messenger RNA from Diaporthe batatas, 1104 nucleotides. RefSeq lists its product as uncharacterized. The transcript has 2 exons. Lineage: Eukaryota; Fungi; Ascomycota; Sordariomycetes; Diaporthales; Diaporthaceae. Bases 83 to 826 code for a protein of 247 amino acids. The record is from RefSeq and is a predicted model, not a curated record.
CAACAGCUCUCAAGUUUCCCGUCCUAUCUUCUCACCUCACCUCCGUCAUUUUGCGUUCUUCAUACACACAUACCUUAUCGCCAUGUCCCAAACAGUAAUUCUCAUCACCGGCGGCAACCGUGGACUCGGCGAGGGCCUCGUCAGGCGUUACCUCGCGCAGCCCAACCACACCGUCAUCGCCGGCAAUCGCAACCCCGCGCACCCAACGUCAAAGGCGCUGUCGGAACUUCCAGUCGGCGAUGGCAGCAAGCUGAUCGUGGUCAAGAUUGACGCUACCGUGCACCAGGACGCCUUCGACGCGGUCAAGGAGCUUGAGGAGAAGCACGGGAUCGAGUACCUCGACAUCGUGAUCCCCAAUGCCGGAAUUUCCAACAUCUGGCCCCCUGUCUUGGACCUGAAGCUUGAGGAUCUGAAGGCACACACUGAACCGAACGUCUACGGCUUCAUAUCGCUUUAUCAGGCCACGAGGGCGUUGUUGAAGAAGUCAACCAAGGGUCCGCAGCUCAUUCCCAUGGGUUCCAACGGAGGAGAUCUCACCAACCAGCCCCCAAUCCCAAACGCUGCGUACGGUCCGACCAAAGCUGCAGUAAACUGGUUGACGAUCCGCAUCAACACAGAGGACGAAUGGCUCAAUGCCUGGGUUAUCAACCCGGGUUGGGUCCAGACCGACUUGGGCAACGCGGGCGCUCGUGCUUUGGGUCUGGAGUCGGCUUUUAUAUCGGUGGACGAGUCAUGCGAUGGCAUGGUAAAGGUGAUUGCCUCUUCGACCAAGGAGAAAUACGGCGGAAAGAAGGUCACAUACAAUGGUGAUAUUGAGGUGUGGUAAAUGUCCGUAGUCGUUUGAGCAAGUGGUGUUUAUAGGGUCGCCUCCGUUCGACUUCGAGGAGUGGAUCAUCAUACCAACAGGCAGCUCAACGCAAAUAAGAGGAGGAGGAAGAGUGGGCGGAAUUGGCUGCAUCUGCAUUCUAGACUUGUGGAAACUUAGAGCUCUUGGUAUAGAAGUCAUAUUAAGUAGGCAGUGGUGUUAGCAUUGUGUUUCUUUUUGAACACUGGGUCUCGACCGUUUACCACUGCAUGAAGGCACAAUGUAUCUCCUUAGACGUA